Molecule: messenger RNA, 1684 nt
Organism: Parasteatoda tepidariorum (common house spider)
Lineage: Eukaryota; Metazoa; Arthropoda; Arachnida; Araneae; Theridiidae
Source: RefSeq, a predicted model, not a curated record
AAAGGUGAAUUCACGUGGGAUACUGGACUUCAACAUAUGGCAUUGGGUGCUUUUUAUUUUGGAUACGUGAUAAUCCAAAUUCCAGGUGGAAUGCUGGCCGAAAAAUAUCACGCCAAACAUUUCUUUGGCGUUGGAGUUCUCAUUACUUCCAUAUUUACCCUAUUAACUCCAGCUGCGGCCAGGCACAGUAUUGGAGCUUUAAUAGCGGCUCGUUUUAUUCAAGGGCUUGGACAGGCUGCUACCUGGCCAGCUAUGAAUACCCUUAUAGGACGAUGGGUACCAACCAUGGAAAGAAGUCGAGUCUCUGCAAUCGUUUAUACUGGCUGUACAGUGGGUGUUGUUGUAUCAUUUGCAGUAUCCGGAGUUCUGUGUGACAGCGACUUUCUGGGGGGAUGGCCAUCUGUAUUCUAUGUUUUCGGUGCUAUUGGAUGCAUAUGGUAUCUUUUCUGGCAUUUUCUAAUUUACGAACGACCAGAAGAUCAUCCCCGAAUAACUAAAGCCGAGCUAGCUUUGAUAAAAAAGGGACAGAGUGAAAUCAUUCAGAAAGAGCUCGUCAUACCUUGGAAGUCUAUCCUAACAUCACCUCCAGUGUGGGGAUUAGUUAUCGUACACUUCUGCCAAGACUGGGGAAAUUACACGUUACUCACUGAAACCCCUCUUUAUUUGAGUUAUGCUCUGCAUUUCGAUAUUGAAAAGAAUGGCUUGUUGUCAGCUCUUCCCCAGAUAAUGAGUGCUAUUAUGGCUUUUAUUGCAAGCAUUGUUGCUGAUAAACUUCGGCAGAAAGGACGUUUCGGUAUCACCAGUAUUCGAAAAGUCGUCAAUUCCAUUGGUUUCUACGGUCCAGGAGCCUGUCUCCUGCUUGUGGCUUUUGUUGGAUGUUCUCCCACAACAAUCAUCAUUCUUCUCUGUCUAGCUUUGGGCUUCAAUGGAUUUAUCUAUUCUGGAUUCAAUGUAACUCAUGUUGAUAUGAGUCCAGAGUUUGCUGGUACUCUGAUGGCUGUAACAAAUACUGUGGCAAACACAGCUGGGUUUUUAGUUCCUAUGUUCACUGGAUACAUCAUAAAAGAUGGAAGUACUCUUCAAAACUGGGGAUAUGUGUUCAUAACAGCCUUCGCCAUCUUUUUCUUUGGUGGAACAAUAUUUAACUUCCUUUGUUCUGCAGAGUUGCAAGAAUGGAAAACGACCGGUGAUAAAUCAGACACCAAUGGAGAUAACAGAAGCAUUGCCUCUCAUCAGACCGAUCAACCCUUCAGCGAGGAACAAAGAGAAGUUUUCCGCUUCAGGAGGAUGAGUUUUACUGUAUGAGAUUUUACGAACGCAACUAUCUCAACUGAUAGCAUCAGAAACAUUGCAUGGAUUUUAAUAAAUUCAUAUCAUAUGAAAAUAGGAGGAGCUGGAAACGCUACGCAUUUAUAUCCGCAUUUUUGGGAAAAAUGACUUUUAUGUAAAUAUUAUUUCUCAUUCUGGUAAUGUCUCCAAUGCUGUUUAGAAUUAUAGACCAUUUGGAUUAGGACUGAUAUGGAAAAGAUGGGCAGAUAAAUGGCCUCAGGUUGCUUUCAUGAAACAAAUGGCAAAUUAAAGAGAAUUGGACUGUGUAGUAAUAAACCAUCUCUUUUCUAAAGGUAACAUUAUUAGAGAUUGGCUGUUGAAUAGCUUACUCCACAGAUUACUUAAAAGAAACAAA